Gloeophyllum trabeum ATCC 11539 is the source of this 456-nucleotide messenger RNA. RefSeq lists its product as uncharacterized. The transcript has a single exon. NCBI's taxonomy places the organism in Eukaryota, Fungi, Basidiomycota, Agaricomycetes, Gloeophyllales, Gloeophyllaceae. The record is from RefSeq and is a predicted model, not a curated record. The coding region runs from base 1 to 456 and encodes 151 amino acids.
AUGGACCCAUCCAAAGCCGUCCACAACGACGAGAACCCGACGCAGGAAGAGCUCGCCUGGCGUCACGCCGUCGAAGACCUCGACGCGCAGAUGAAGCACUACGAGCGCGCCAAAGAAACAGGGAACAAAGCCGCCGAGCAAGAAGAGAGCCGCAAGCUGGUCGAGGCGAUGAACCGCAUCGCGGAGCGCCACCCCGACCCGCGCGUGCAGGAGGAGUGGCGCGCGAAGGCGCAGGCGUUCUCGGCGGGGAACGAGGCGGAGAAGCAGAGUAUUCUUAGGGAUGUGGGGAAGGGCGUCGCGGUGCUGCUGACGGUGCCGUUUGCGCUGGUGGGCGGGGCGGUGUUCGCGACGGGGGCGGUGAUUUACGGGGCGGGGAAUGUGGUGAAGGGGGUGGGGAAUGUACUGACUGGGGGCGCGUUCCAGAAGAGCAGGGGCAGGGCAAAUAGUCGGACGUAG